AGACACCGAGAUAAAAGAUGCGGUUCAUUUUAAACACAGACAUUUUUCCUUAAUGUUAUUAAAUUGACUAUUUUUGAUUAUUGAAUUUUUAGUUUUCUUUAAUAUUAUUCGUGUAGAAUUUUAAUUUUGCUAAUUUAUGUAUACAUUAAAAUUAAUUAAUAUCAUGUGUUAAUUCAUUAAUUGCAAUAUUACGUGAGUAUAAUAAAUUACUAUGUCAUGUACCUAUAUAAAAUGUAUAUAUUACAUUCAAAAUGUAUUUAACACUUUUAGAUAAGUUAUUAUGGAAGCUAGAUUUACAACCUUCCAAACAAUUAGUGCUAAGGCAUGCCCUAUUUACCUUAAAUUGAAGUACCAACAAACUAAGCGAAGACAAGAAACUUUAGAAAUACAAAAACAGUAAGUUAUAAAAUGUUGUUGAAUAUUAUUAUACAUUUUAAUACAUUAGACUAAAAUACUGUUAUAUUAAAUAAACAGUAGUUUGAAUGCAAUUGGUAAUCAGAUAAAUUAAGUUUGUGGGAUAUUUAGUCGUUUUUAAUGCUUUACGAAUAACAAAAUAAAAUAUUGCUCCAAUAGUGGCUUAGAAAAAUUAUAGAUUUAUUAUAAAAGUAUAAACAAACUGAUGGGUGUAUCAGCCUUCAAAAACCUCUUAAAACAUAAUUCUGAGUUCUGUAUUUAAACCUAUUUUAAUAAUUUAUAUAAACAAGCAAAACCAAAUUUUUUCAUAUUUGUGUUAUUCAUAUUUUACAAAAUAUUACUAUUGUGAUUUAAUUUGGCAUAUAAAUAUAUAAUUACAUAAUCUACGGGCAAUCGUCAAAUCCUGCAAAUGCAUCUGGUAAAUCGCAAAAACAUAAUAAAUUACAUUUAAAACUUAUUUAAAAUUUACAAUAUUAUCUAGUAUAUAAAUUAUAAUGAGGUACAUAUAUUAAUAAAUAUUUUAUUAAUCUGGUUAUUUUUAAAUUGAUUCUGAUUUAUAAAUACUUGUGAUCAUUUUGGAAGGCUCAGUGGGCAUGUUCCCUACCAGUGUUACUUUUAGCCCUCUCAUGAAUGAGAAAUCAUUAAAUUGUAGUGGGAAAAAUAAAUUUAGUAAACCUUUUUUAAAUCCUGCUAUUAGAAAAAAAUAUCCAGCCAUAUUACUCAUGACAUGCCCAAACCUCAUCUGGAUUAAUAUCAAUUUAUUUAAAAUAUUUUGCAAUUAAAAUUAUUUGACUUACCUAUAUAUUAUUCUCAUUCAAAAAUAAUAAAACAAAAUGAAAUUAUAAAAUUUAAGAAAUUAUUAAAAUGCAGAAUGGAUGAUUCAAAAUAAAGGACAAAGGUGUUGUACUGUUGUUAUCAAGAAAAAUGUGCAAGUUGGGCAAGAGCCCAGUUGAUAAUGUUUAUGAAAACCGGUCAAAAAUUCAAAAUUGAUCACUCUGGUCACACUAUUUAUAUAUUUCUUAGGUAUAUUCCAUAGACAUAUAAAUGAGUAUGAUAUAUUCUAAGAUUAUGGUAUUUGAAUAAAACAUUGAUAACAUUUUUGUAUUACUGACAUUGUUUACUGAUAUUAUAUUUAGAUCGGGAAUUUCACAAUCCUAAAAAUAUUAAAUAAGAAUUGGUUAUUGGUCGAGUUAUUAUUUAUUUUGUCGGUAUUUUAUACAGCUGAGUUGUGAGGACUGACGAGUGAUGACUUAACUCAUUAGUUCAUGAGUACCUUAGCAGCUGAUGUUCUGAUGAGUGUAGCGUGUUAAAGUUAAUAGUGUUUACUUAUUUUGUCUAAUAUAUUGUUUAAUAGUUAUAUUAUUUUCUUUCCUACGGGGACUUCAUUAAAAUGGUCACUGCGAUGAUGUUAAAAACCUAUUUGGAGAUUAUUAAUAAACUCGAUGGUAUUGUAUUUAUGUAAGUUUAAUUAAUCAUUGUAAAAAAAUUGUAUUUUAUUUCUUAAACUAGUUUCAAAUUCGGUCAACAAUUAAACUAAAUCAAACAAUUUACGUAUUUGUUUAGUAUUUUAAAUACUAAAUUAACUUGUUUUUUCAAUAGCUUUCUGAAUAAAAUUGUAUCCUGUACAUUGUAAUCCGCUUUUAUUAAUCUUAAUUUUAAACCGAGUUAAUGACUGAUAACCAACUAGGAUUGGUCAUUCGGUUAAGUUGAUUUUUUAACUACAUUUAAAAAUGAAAGUUUAGAAUGGUAAGAAUUGAUUUACACAGCUAUACUUCUUCUAUGUAUAAUAAUUGACAUUGAUGUGUAUGUACUAGAAAAGUUUAAAAUAUUACAAUAUGAACAAAUUCAAAAAUAUAAGAACCAUUCCCUAAUGAAAUAAUAAAAAAAACAAUUUCACUUUCAUGUUAGCUAAACAUUUGCAAUUUGGGUAUAGUAACGUUAACACAGAACCACCACGACUAUCGGUUAACCGGUGGGGGGGGAAAUAAAAAACAAUACUAUAUUUAUUUGGAGAAGAACGCUAUAAGUAUAAAAUAUAACUCAAUUUAUUAUUUACCCAUAUGAUCCAAGCAUAAUUGUAUUGCAUAUGUAUUGUUUUAAUUUAAUAAUUUUUUUUGUUAUAGAAAGCGCAAUUGUCAAGUAAAUGAAAGAAGACAUUUGAAAAAUAAUGCACAUAGUCAUUCUAUGGUAUGUAAUUUAUUUUAUGUUAAGUAUACUCUACAUUAUUUAAUUUUUAGGACUUGUACUUUUUGUUUAAUUCAGUUCUGGUUCUAUAGGGGUCAAUUUUUGAAUCUCAUAAUUACUAUGUUAUAUACCUACGACAAAUCAUGUUUGUCAUAUGAAAACAGAAAAGAUACAUGAUAAAAUGUUGAGAUUGUUUGAAUGAUACAACAUUAUUAAUUUUACACAAUUUAUUGUCAUAUGAGAUUUGAAGAUUGGUUUUUAUUAUUUUCUGAUUAUUUUACUAGAUUCUGGUUCAAUUAUAAUUUUUGAGAUAUUUUAAUUUGCUGUUUCGGUUCUCAAUAUUUGAAUGAUUUUUUGGUUCUAGACCAAUUCUUUUUAGUUUUAGUUUCUGUAAUACAGUCCCUGUUUAGUUUAAUGGUACACAACAUGUGUUAAAAUUUUUAGAACUGUAUAUAUAAUAAGUAAAACGAGCCUAAUUUUGAUUUUAGAGUAAAAGAACCUAUUAUGAAAUUUAUAGAGAAUAUUAUUUUUGAGAGAAUGUAGGAUUUUUGUAGUAUUCAAAAUAUGUAGCCCAAUAUAAUAGACACAAAAACCUUUUAUUUUUUUGUUUUUUAAAUAACUUACUUUUUUAAUAGUUUAUAAUUCAAAAGACCUAUGACAUUCCCUCAAAAAUAUUGUUUUCUAUACAUUUCAUAAUAGGUACUUUUAAUCAAAAUCAAGCUAUAGUUUUACUUAUUCUAUGUAAGCAUUGUUUUUAUAUGUUACCCAGUAGUUGGACUGAAACUGCAGUAAUCCAGGGGGUAUAACGUCAUCUUAAUAAAUAUUAUUUCAUAUGUGUAUCGAGAUAUACUUCAUAACAGGGCCGGAUUUAGGAUUUAGCUGCCCCGUGCAAAAAAAUAUCCCCCCUCCCUUUGAGUUUUAUUUUUUUUGCUUAACAAAUGAUGUUUACAUACAUAAAUAGGAUAAAUUUAGAAGCAAGUAUUUAUAAUAAUUUAAGUAAGAAAAACCUAUAAUAUUUUAUUAUGAUUUUUUUAAUCAAUAUUUAUAAAAUAACAUAAAGUUAUGGAAAACAUAGUAUAACUACGAUAAUUAAGAGUAAAGUAUGAUGUAUGAUAACAAAACUUAUCAUAUGCUAAAAUACGGUAACCAGGUUUACAUACUUCAGAUUAUAAUAUGUAAACAAAAUUCCUGUAAAUACCAUAUUAAUAUUUUCUAUUAUUUUGUGAAUUAUAUUGUCAAUAAUACUUACAGUUAAUUGCUCUCUUCUGAGCUAUUUGAAACAAAACAUAAUAUUUAGAUUUAAUCUAUAAAAAAAAAUACAUAUAUAAUAAUCAAUUAUUAAAUAUUUUGAAAAAAAUUAAGGUGUUAACAUAGAAUUUGAUAAUUGCAUUAUAUUUUAAUUGUAAUUAAUUAUAUUAUCUAUUAGGUCGUUUAAAAAAAAAAAAUUAAUUUUCAUUUAUUUUAGGAAAUUGAUUGGAAAAAAAAUGAAACAAUUGUGCCUAAUCUUGAAUCAUAUGAGCUUGCUACAUCCAUGAUGAAUUCAGAAUGGAUGCUUGAAAAACCUGAAGAUAUUGAAAAUUGGAUAGCUGUGUUGUGUCCAGAAGGAAAACGUUGUUGUGUUAUCGCUCAAGAUGUAAGAUAAUAGUAAAUUAAUGUUUGAAAGAAGAGUAAUUGAAUAUAUUUUCGCUUUUAGAACAAAACCAAAUCAGUUAACAAAUAUGGAACUUCGCUCUUUCAUUUUCCGUCAUUGUUUCCUUAUGGAUGUCAUUUACCAAAUAAUUGCCCAUCACAUCGCAAACGUACUGUUUUAGAUUGUAUAUAUAAUUUCAAGAUAAAAAAAUUUUAUAUUUUGGAUAUCAUUGAGUGGAUGGGAGUUCCAUAUACAGAUUUUGAUGUAUAUAUUUACAUUGUAUUCAUAAUAUUAUAUAUGUUAAUAUAUAUAUUAAAAAAAAAAUUUGUUUUGAUUUUAGGCUGAAUUUAGAUUUUACUUUAUACAAAGUAAACUUAGUGAAAUUCCAGGUAUCAAUGAAAAGUCAUUAAAAAAUACUUAUCCAUUUGAAGUAUGAUCUAUUACAUGAAUAUUAUAUGGUAAAACCACUUUUAUAAUAAAACAUUUUUAUUUCAGCUAGCACCACGAAUGAGAACUAGUGAACUGUAUAUACAUCUUAUGGAAAAAAAUCAGUAUUUUCACGAUCAUGUUGAAUUAGAUGGUAUUAACUUUUACUAUCCAGAAAGUAUGUAUACACCUGGUGAUUCGCCAUUGAUGCUUUGGCUAAAGAUAUUCAUGAUACCUGAAAUCUUACAUAAACCUAUUAAUGAUCAAUUGGAACAGUUGUAUAGACCAUCCAAUUACGUUAACAUAUUUGAAUAUAUUCAAAACACAAAAAAGAAAAGUAGGAAAAACCGAAGGAAGAAAAGUACUUCUUCUAGCUGUGAUACAAUGGAAGUAGACAGUAUGAUUGAGGUUGGUAGAUUAAAUAAUUGAAUUGACAUUGUUUAAAAUAAGUCUUUAAUUUAUAAACAAAUAAAUACUUUAGUACAACCAUAAUAUUAUUAUUUAAUACAAUAGGUUAAAAUAAAGUGAAGAUAAAUGACAGCAAAUUGAAAAAAUCGUAGCUAGAACAUUAUAUUUUUUUCAAUCAUUCCAAUUUCAUAUCUUCAAUGAAAAAAAUAACUACUAAUUCUUUUAAAAAAAUUACUUACUAAAAUUAUUUUGUCAUCAUGGUGUAUAGUCAUCAAAUGUAGCAUCUUUUCUGAAACCUUUUCCCUAUUGGUACUUUAAGGAGGUCAUUUUUUGAAUUUUCAAUCAGUUUUCAUAAUAAUUGAGAACAAAUUUGGGAAAAUUUUCAAAAAAUAAUGCUUUUAUUAAUUUCAAUUUUGUUAUUUUGAUGUAAUUCAGUUAAAAAUAUUCUAGGGACUUGAAAUUUGGUUAGGAAAUUUUUAUUUGCCUUUUCUAGACUUGGUAAGGUUUUUAAAACAUUUGAGCCAUUUUUGAGCUGUUUAUAGAAAUUUUAAUUUUGCGAGUUUUUUUUUAUGUAAUUUUUAUUUGGUAGGUACUCUGUGGAUAAAAUAGACCACACAGAAAUGUUUGAAAAUUUAACAGUAGGCUAUUUAUAAUAAGUUGUACUUUGUGGUCAACAAGAAAAAUUUAAGUUUUUUGUGUAUUUUUUUUUUCAAAUUUUGAUUAAAAUCUUAAAUAUUACUACCUUUUAAAACAUGUAUAACCUAAUUCCACUCAGAAUCGUUUUUCGUUAGCAAUGAUUAAUUGUUGCGUACAAAUAAAUAUUAAAUUCACUUCUACGUCCUACUUUUCAAACUUCUCAUCUAUAAUAAUAGCCCACCUAUUGUGGUCCAAUGUAUGUUUAUAUUUUUAAUUUAUACUUCGAUUAUUAAUUAAUAAUUAUUAUAUAUUAUGGUAAGUGGUUUGGUCACUAUAUAGACAUAUUUUGUUUUCUGUGUAUGUCUUACAUGUAAUAUAUUAAACAAAGGCAUUCAAUAUUUCUAUGAUUCUGACUGAUUGAGUUUUGUGGUAAUGGGCUAUAAUACAUUUUAUAAAGAAGAAUAUUUACUGUGAAUCCUUUGAAUGAAUUUUUUAUUAAAAUAUAUACAUUGUAUAUAACUGAAUUUUUCUUAUUUUUGAUCAUCAAUAAUUUUCUAAGAAACGAAAAUAUUAAAAAAAAAAAAAAAAAAUGAAUUGAUUCAAAGUGAAUACUCGUAAUACUUACAUUAUAGUAUUUAUUUAAAAAAUAAUUAUCAGAUAUAUCAAAAUAAAAAUAUUAAAUUAAUAUAAUGGUUUACCCUAAACAGAAGGCUACAGGUAUAAUAUAUCUUUCAUGCUCCACCAUUCUUAGUUAAGGUAUUGUCUCAAAUUAACUAUAUUAUAAUCGAGUGUCACUGAAUUGUUUAUAGCCUUGUUAAGCUAGACAUCAUAACUUUUAAUUCAAAUUUAUGACAAAUUUGAUUUAAAUAGGUGGAACCAGAAAAAGAUCCUGCCAUUGGAAAUGACAUGUGUAUGGAAAACUGAAAACAAUUUCAUUGUAGAACUGAAGAAUUAAAUAAUACUAUUGAAAUACUAUUGAAGAAUUAAUACUUUAUUGUAUUCGUGUUAACAUGUAAUACAUAUAUUAUUCAAUUUCAAAAACUAUUUUAUUUAACUAUCUAUUUUGUUGUCAUUAUAUACUUACAUGUUAAAUAUUUUAACGUUGUAAAAACCAUAUAACAAUUCAUGGAAAAGAACACUAAUAAUGUGUAAUGAUAUGUUCCAUAAAAAAUUUAAAGUACCUAACUAAAAAAUAUACAGUUCG
This is a messenger RNA of Cinara cedri, 6902 nucleotides long. The record is from the annotation of a GenBank genome assembly. Lineage: Eukaryota; Metazoa; Arthropoda; Insecta; Hemiptera; Aphididae.